Molecule: messenger RNA, 969 nt
Organism: Spodoptera littoralis (African cotton leafworm)
Lineage: Eukaryota; Metazoa; Arthropoda; Insecta; Lepidoptera; Noctuidae
Source: the annotation of a GenBank genome assembly
AUGAAAGCUUUCCUCUACAUGGUCGCUGUGGUACUAGCGUGCGAUGUCGCCAAUUCUUUGUUUUUACCGAGCAAAGAUUACGGGCAAAGAAGUUCUGCAUCAGCAUUAUCUCGUUUCUCCAGAAUACGACGACUGUCCAGACCAGCACAUCGGAUUAUAAAUCCUGAUGAAGAUUGUUUCCUAGUGACGUCAGAAGAAGGUGAAUUGUUUUAUAAGGCGCCAUCAGAUGAUCCAGUCGUGUGUGGUAUCUACAUUAUAGCCGAACCUGAUAAACGGAUCGAGGUCAUUUUCAAUUACCUCGACGUGCCCUGCGAAAAUGGUGGUUUAGUUGCGUGGGUUGACGGAUGGGAGCUGAAUGGCCAAGUAUGGCCAGCCGACUCGUGGGACGAUGGUCGAGUUGUGGAGUCCUGUGACCAGAGACCUUCAAGAAAACUGGUCUCCAGGCAAAAUGCUGCUCUUGUGCAGUAUCGAGUACCUGCUAGAGGAAAAGGAUUCGCUGUUACUAUACGGCACUUGAAGAAUACUAAGCCAUGCAAUGUAAUGCUGUUCGGUGCUGAAGGAGUGUACACACUUCGCAAUCACGGUGAGACCGGCAAUUGUUCCAUGCUGGCUGUCUCUCCAGCGACAGUUCACGUUCUAGACCUGAACGUAGGAGUGACUAUCAAGAAAGGACGCCUUCUCGAAAUGGAAACUGGAACUAUUCAUCACUGCACAAAGCGGGGCCUGUCUGAUUAUGUGGACAUUGGUGGCGCCAACGGACUCGAUCACACUAAAAUGGAGGUCCAAGAUAGUGUGUGUGGACUUGAUUCUAAUGAAGCUCGGCGUCCGGCGUUCAUCGCUUGCGAGGACACUGUGGUCCGGCUGGUGUCCAGCGGCCGAUACCACAACUCUGUCACCCUAGCCUUCGCCCCCCUCCCCCUCGAGGACAUCGAACACGCUGACCUCAUGUGCGGACUUAAUGACCUGUAA